CAGUCGAGACGAUGACGUCAGCCUCCCUCGGACGCGGACGACCUCCUCGGACGCUGCUUGCUUCCGAUGGCCUCCUCCACCAGUUCGAAUCCUACGCGCGACGUCAGGGCUCUCGACCGCCACCCGCCAGUUCUGGUGAUACGAUGCCAACCUCACCGUCCUUGCGGACACCGACUUGGGGGACGCGGUACGUCCAUCCAUCCACCUUCUCGGGUCACUCACGAUGCCCCUGCUUCAUCACAGGUUGGGUGAACGUCGACGAGACUCCUCUCGAGCUACGGUAGUGCACCACAUCCUCAGACGUGCCGCUCUGGAGCCCCGUCCAACACUGUGUCGGAGACGGUACGCUCCUGCCCCUGUUCUCUUACCGUGUUCAGCGUAUGACCACCGGCUGACCGCUUUGAAGGUCAUCAGUCGUUUUUGCCAGAUCGAUCUCUACUUCAAGGACAUCUGGGAGGCGUUUACGAGCCGAAAGACGCUCUGCUUUAACGUCUCGGCCCGGGGCGCACUCGACAAAUUUCUGUGGUGCUUGAAGCCUGCGCAGGUCAGUGCGUGCUCGCAUCUGCUGUUCAAGCUCCAGACGCGUACGCCGUCGCCUGUGCUACUCGUCAGACCACAAAUUGCUACGAAACCAAGGUUUGCUACGCGUUGCACGUCGGCACAGACCAUAUCACCACCCAUGUCGUGUUCCAACAUCACAGCUUCGAAUGGUCUUCCCAGCCCGACGAUGACGGUCCCUCGGACGCGGGUCUGCUCCCCAAGGACGAAGCACCUCCACCAGGGCACCGACAUAGACCUGUCCAUUCCCGAUCUGCUGCGAGUGCACGCCGCGCUCGCAGGCGUUGUGAACCAGUGCGGCUCUAUUUCUGUGUUCAACCUCUUUCUUCGUUUGCUACCCAAGGUAACGGCAACGCCCUCGCUUUUUGGAAGUACAUCUGGAUGAGUUGUGUAGUCGAUGCAGUACUUCAUAUGUUGAUGGACAACUAGGCACAUUCCGUGUACCCACUCUUACCGUAUCAAAUUAUAUUCAAUACGGCAGUCUCCGCGUAAGUCCC
Fomitopsis serialis is the source of this 1055-nucleotide messenger RNA. RefSeq lists its product as uncharacterized. NCBI's taxonomy places the organism in Eukaryota, Fungi, Basidiomycota, Agaricomycetes, Polyporales, Fomitopsidaceae. Bases 224 to 943 code for a protein of 239 amino acids. The transcript is spliced from 2 exons. The record is from RefSeq and is a predicted model, not a curated record.